This is a messenger RNA of Lagopus leucura (white-tailed ptarmigan), 6187 nucleotides long. RefSeq names its product par-3 family cell polarity regulator beta (gene PARD3B). Gene Ontology annotation, biological process: establishment of cell polarity; microtubule cytoskeleton organization; establishment or maintenance of epithelial cell apical/basal polarity. The transcript is spliced from 23 exons. The record is from RefSeq and is a predicted model, not a curated record. The coding region runs from base 23 to 3628 and encodes 1201 amino acids. Gene Ontology annotation, molecular function: protein binding; phosphatidylinositol binding. NCBI's taxonomy places the organism in Eukaryota, Metazoa, Chordata, Aves, Galliformes, Phasianidae. Gene Ontology annotation, cellular component: apical plasma membrane; adherens junction; apical junction complex.
CGGGGCAUGGCGCGGCGCUGAGAUGAAAGUGACCGUGUGCUUCGGGCGGACCGGGAUCGUGGUGCCCUGUAAGGACGGGCAGCUCCGCGUGCGGGACCUGACCCAACAGGCCCUGCAGCGCUACCGCAAGGCCCAGGAGAAGGAUCCAACUUACUGGGUGAAUAUUCACCACCUGGAGUAUACAGAUGGAGGAAUCCUGGACCCUGACGAUGUGCUGGCAGAUGUUGUGGAAGACAAAGAUAAGCUGAUUGCUGUUUAUGAUGAGCAAGAACCUCACCGUAAGUCUGAUGGCACCAAUGGGAAUGUGACAGACAGAAAUAGCCCAGACCUGUUUGAGACAGAGGUAGCAGCUCAGCUGGAUGCCUUUCAACCAGUUGGAGGCGAGAUUGAAGUGACUCCUUCUGCCCUGAAACUUGGCAUGCCGCUUCUGGUACGAAGGAGCAGUGAUCCAGCUUUGGGCCCACCUGCUGACUUCCACCCAAGUGCCUCUUAUCCUGGUGACCUCAGUCACAAACAUGCUGUGGCAGGUGCUCCCCAGGUAUCCUUUGAGGAUGGGGAAAUGAACCUUGCAGGACCUGCAGAACUGUUGUCAUCGCAGAGGGCCCGUCUUCCUGUAAGUGAAAUGACCAAAACAGUGGAGAUUUCUGGGGAAGGUGGACCCUUGGGAAUACACGUAGUGCCCUUUUUUUCAUCUUUGAGUGGAAGGAUGCUGGGACUUUUUAUCCGUGGUAUUGAAGAAAAUAGUAGAUCUAGGCGUGAUGGGCUUUUCCAUGAAAAUGAGUGCAUUGUGAAGAUCAACAAUGUGGACCUCACAGAUAAAACGUUUGCACAGGCUCAGGACAUCUUCCGCCAGGCAAUGAAAUUUCAGAGUGUCAUUUUGGAAGUCCUUCCUCCUUAUAAUCGAGAACAAUACGAGAAGUCUGCUAUUGCUCCCCUUUGUUUUCUGCACAAUGAUGAAGAAGUUCCAAAAACAAAGAUUCCGCCUCCUGUUCAUCCGAAGCCUACUCUGAAAACAAUUCAUCUUUCUGGAGCAGGCAGCCUGGAUGCUGGUGUACAGGCAACACUACAAGCUAAGAGCCCCAACCUCCCACGUCUGGGUAGAAAACCAUCUUCACCCUCAUUGUCUCCCCUUAUGGGCUUUGGCAAUAAAAAAAAUGCAAAGAAAAUAAAGAUAGACCUGAAAAAAGGUCCUGAAGGACUUGGUUUCACUGUGGUUACCAGGGAUUCCUCAGUACACGGUCCUGGUCCUAUUUUUGUGAAGAAUAUUUUACCAAAAGGUGCAGCAGUAAAAGAUGGCCGUUUGCAGUCAGGUGACAGGAUCCUGGAGGUGAAUGGAUGGGACAUAACUGGCAGGACCCAGGAGGAGCUUGUAGCUAUGCUGAGGAGCACAAAGCAAGGGGAAACUGUCUGUCUGAUCGUGGCUCGUCAGGAGGAGGCCUUUCUACCUCGAGAGCUGAAAGGAGAGCCAAACUGCAGUGCUCUUUCUCCAGAAACCACAGAGCAGCUGACCUUUGAGAUUCCUCUGAACGAUUCUGGCUCUGCUGGACUUGGUGUGAGCUUAAAAGGCAACAAAUCUCGGGAGACUGGAGCUGACCUUGGGAUUUUCAUCAAAUCCGUUAUUCACGGUGGUGCUGCUUUUAAGGAUGGCCGUUUGCGAGUAAAUGAUCAACUUGUUGCGGUAAACGGGGAGUCACUUCUAGGCAAAUCAAAUCAUGAGGCUAUGGAGACACUGAGGCGUUCCAUGUCCAUGGAGGGGAACAUUCGUGGCAGGAUCCAGCUAGUAAUUCUACGGAGACUGGAGGCACAAACAGAGGAUCGCUUGGACCAGGGUGUCUAUCAGAAAUCAGCGUGUGAUGGCAGUCAUAACUUUGCAGCUAUUUCCCGACGCAAUGGUGCUGUUCUUCAGCAAUUUGUAAACUGCGGCCCUCAGGAAAGAAUUCAAGAGUUGCCAGUGUCUGACUGUGGCAAUUGUGAAAAUGAAACUCCUCCACCUCUGCCACCACACCCUAGUGAGGAUCUGCUGAAUGAGGAUCAUAACCAUAGCCCUACCAUAAAUUCAGCAGUGUAUUUAGCAGAUCAGCACAUCAACUUCACAUCUUUGACACCAGCCAAGCAGUCUGAAUCAAUUAAUCUGAAAGCCUCAAAAAGCAUGGAUCUGGUGGCAGAUGAAAGCAAAGUUGGUUCCUUGGCCGGGCGCAGAUCAGAUACUUCUGGCAAGGAUUUUGGUCCUACCCUGGGAUUGAAGAAGUCCAGUUCUCUUGAGAGUCUUCAGACUGCUGUAGCUGAAGUUAGGAAGAAUGAACUCCCUUUUCACAGACCCAGGCCCCAUGUCGUCCGUGGUCGGGGGUGUAAUGAGAGUUUCCGAGCUGCCAUUGACAAGUCUUAUGAUGGACCUGAGGAUGUAGAAGAGGAUGGUUUCUCUGAUAAGAGCUCUCACUCAGGUCAAGAAGCUCAGAACAUGGAAUCUGUCCCUCCAGGGAACCCUGAAACAGAAGAUGUUGAAACCAAAGUGAAAAAAGACAAAAAAAAUAGAGAGAAAGAGAAGAAAAAAGAAAAGGGCAAAACUAAAAUCAAAGAGAAGAAAAGGAAAGAAGAAAAUGAAGAUCCAGAAAAGAAAAAGAAGAAAGGCUUUGGUGUCAUGUUGAGAUUUGGAAAGAAAAAAGAAGAUAAAAGUGGGAAAGCAGAUCAGAAGGGGAAUCCAAAGCAUGACAUACUUAAAGAAGAGGAUCUAGAGAAAAUGAAAGAUGAACGUGAAAGGAUUGGAGCAAAGCAUCAGGAGUUACGUCAAAAGCAACUGAGGGGCCUGCUUGAUUAUUCUACUGGUCCUGGAGGACCCGACAUAGAUGAUGAUGAGGUAGAUCCAAAUUAUGCCAGAGUGAACCACUUCCGAGAGGCUUAUCCAGCAGCAAGCAUUUACAGACCAUCAUCUCCAGCAGUCGCGGAAACCUUCGUUUAUCCGCGUGAUUCUUCUUCAACACCAGUGGAGAGGGAACACUUGGAAGGAUUGUAUGCAAAAAUAAACAAGCAGCACUACCCGCAGGUUCCUGGUGACAGUGGCUGUGCAGGUGGUGGGAAUGCUGACCGAAUCCAGAAGCUACGGAAGGAGUACCAUCAGGCCAGGCGGGAGGGCUUGCCUUUCUAUGAGGACGAUGAAGGACGAACACAGCUGUCUGAUUGCGACCACCGUUGGGUUCCUGGAAAAGGUCCAGAUGGGAGCUCAUACAAUCUCCACUUCGAAGGGAUGGAAAGGCAGUAUGCAUCUUUACCCAGACGUGGACCUGCAGAGCCACUGGAAUAUUUAACAGGGCCGCGAGUGAUCUACAAAGAGAGAGAUCUUCCCUACUACCAAGGAGGAGGACAGCCUGUUGUCCACCCAUCUAAGGGGAACUACAUCCAUGCACCAGACGCAAGAGUGGCAGAAUUGAGAUACCCCCCGUACUACCCAGCCCAGUCCGUCCCAAACCAGCAUAAAGGACCCUUCCGGCAGGACGUGCCACCUUCUCCUCCUCAGCCCCACCGUGCACCAGCUUAUAAUGAGAUUAUCCGACACCGUGGGACCAGUCCAGACCAGUACCAGUACAGGCAACAGGAUCCCAGGCAGAAGAACCCCAUGACUGCAGCUGUAUAGACACACACUGGACUUGCCAGCACAGCCCUGGAAGAAUCCUGUUGGACAUCGACCCUUUAGAGUUGUUCCCAAGCAUGGCUGCCUCUGCCUGUAAGAUUGGCACAAGACCUGGAGUCGUUUGUACUGAGCUGGGCUCAGCAUAGGUGCUUUCUGACAGGUGAACUAGAGCCAUGAGUGGUACGAUGUAUUUUGAGUAUGUGAGGUACCAGACAGUUGAGUAUUUUUUAAUUCCUUUUUAAAAGUAGAAAGUGGCUGCUGGAAAUGAAGCGCAACACUUAUUACACCUCAGGGCUAUUUACCGAAUCUGGUUACACCAAUACAGUACAUAGCUGUCUGUCCAGCAGCAGCAGUAUCACCAGUUUACUACAGAGCUCUGCUGCAGAGCCUCUCAGUGAGAACACAGCGAGCAGUGUGGACUUCUCACGGGGAUCUUGUGGGAUCAGCUGACAGGGGCCUCACAGAGUCAGCAGCCAUGUUCCAGUCACAUUCAGACCAGCAGCACUGUGUGCUAAGGAUGCUGCAGUUCCAGAUUUGUAACCUCACAUUUGUCUUCCUCUUUUUGUUUGAUAGUGGCAGCAUUAAUCUUCUAUCCUUACCUUUUUUUACAAUCUGCCUAGCAAGGUUCUCAUCUUAUUGCACCUGCUGCAUUUGGAGUAAGGCAAAAAACUUUAUCCACCACAUGUGGGCAGGCUCAGAGGAUAAGACAGCCAUCCAAGAGGUGUAUGCCUAGCAGUGCGUGCGUGUUUGUGAAUAUUUCGUAGUCACAUGGUGUGCACUUUUUAAAGGUAAACUCCAGAAAUCAGAUCCUCAGCUGCUGUCAGUGCUGCUCCUGAGAUUUCAAAGGAACUAGCCUGCGAGUCAUGGCUGUGGAGGUGACUGUGGGCAUGGAGUCCAUGACUCAGUAUCUAUUAAGCUACUGUGCCAGGUGCUGCUUUGGAUUGGACAGGGCGGCCUAACUCCUGACCUGCUCUGGCCAGGCUGACAGUCAAGUGCUUGCUGGCAGCAUGUGAGUCAGUGGUGGUGCCAGGCCAGUGCCAAGUGCCAAAUAACCCAGGUUCCUGCAGCGGGAGCCAGUGAGAGAGGAGAUUUUCACAGUGAGAGGUGAGGAAAGAGACAAUGAAAGCAAUAGGGAGAUCUUCUAUACCCUGGGCCCAUGGAGGAAGAAGAGCAAAGAGCUGUAAGAGUUAUUUGCAAAAGUGCAUAGGACAAGAGCGGGCUGGCAGAGCUGGGGGUCGGGGGCGCCUGCCAGCUCUCUGCCCCAUGCAGCCUAAGCUUGCAGUGCAGCCAGGAGGCUAGAAAUCCACAGCCGUGUCCACGCAGACACGUGCCAUCUAGCCCAAUAGGACUGUGGGCCCUCAGAGCUUUGUCUCAAGGCUUUUGUUGAAGGGUAGUCUUACAUCUAGAAAUAUAGAGCUUCCAAGUGCCCUUAAUUUCUUAGUAUCUGCUUUUGGGGGCAUUAUUAAAUAGUUUGGGCUCCUUUCCUCAUCAUGAAGAGAUCUUGGCCUGACCAAGGAUUAAGCUCAAGGAUUUCUUUGAUGUCUUUUUGAUACCUUGAUAUGCAACACAUUAAAUCAUACAGGUCACUUCUAGGCAUUAAAUAUCACAGGAAGGAUCGCAUCCCUUUCCUAGAAACCCCUGGAAAAGGCCUCGUCAGAGCAAGAGGUCCACAAGGCACAGGGCAGGGCAGUCAGUGCUCUUUCUGGGGCCACAGCUGUAGCCCCUGGUAAGGAUGAGCACACAUCCCAGUCAGCCCAGUGCUGCCUGUGUACUGCCAGUGAGAGGUUGGUGGAACUGGAGCACUGAGAGUAUCUGUGCCUGCCCUGCUGGCCUGCAGGCUCCAGUGGCUGCAUUCACACCAAUCUCUAGCACUGGCCAGGCUAGAAGCAGCAGGAAGAAGCAGCUUUGGGGUGGUGGAGAGGGGGCAUGUCUCCAUGAUUCAGCUGCGGGGCUGGGCUCCCUGGGGCAGGGGCAGAAGAGCUCCAGAUCCAGUCAGGAGGAAGCAUUGGUGGGAGGGAGAGCAGUGCAACUGAUCAUGAAGUAAGUAUGUUCAGUUCGUGCUCCAUUUCUCCCUGCCCUCUUCCCUAGAAAUGUAGGAGGAAAAACCUCUGGAGGGAGGGGUUGGAUGUAAGGCCGUGUCUCUUGGCACUCUCCAUAAACAAGGCACAUUCCCCAGGGAAACUCUGCCUGUCGCAUACGUGCUGUACGCAGCCUUCUCUGAAGAGUUUGAGAUGCUGCAGGAUACUCAGCCAAGACUUGGCAGCCGCAGGGUAGAUGCUGGUGUUAUGAAGGCCCGCGGAAAGUGAAGCGAAAACAAAUUAAAAUACUUUCCUUUCCCUGCUUGAAAUACAACCGCUGAUACAUUUGAUCCAGCUGUAAAGAAACUUAUAUAUUUGCGACAGUGGCUUUAUCAAGCCAGGCCACAAUUAAGAACAGCUCUGAAUAUAAGCUACUGCCUUUAUAAAUCACUCUCAACUAACCCUUCACAUGGCAUUGCAGCGCAGUGAGCAGAACUUAUUUACAGUAUUUCAGGAGCCAGGGCCAAAUAAAAUCUGGAUUGAA